AUGUUAAGAAGAUUAAUUACCAAAAGAACCUUCGUUACCUCUUUACAAGAAACCAUACUGCCAAAGAAAUAUGGUGGUAGAUACACAGUCACUUUACUACCUGGUGAUGGUGUCGGUAAAGAAAUCACAGACUCUGUGAUCUCCAUCUUUAAAGCUGAAAACAUCCCCAUUGACUGGGAAACUGUUGAAAUCUCUGGUUUAGACAACAAAGAAAACGUUAAGUUGGCUGUUGAGUCCCUGAAGAGAAACAAGAUCGGAUUGAAAGGUAUAUGGCACACACCUGCCGACCAGGUUGGUCACGGCUCCUUGAAUGUCGCCCUUAGAAAGCAACUGGACAUAUAUGCCAAUGUGGCCAUCUUCAAGUCCAUGGAGGGAGUCAAAACAAAGAUCCCAGACGUGGACCUCGUCGUCAUUAGAGAAAACACAGAAGGUGAAUACUCCGGCCUUGAACAUGAGUCCGUGGAAGGUGUUGUAGAAUCCUUGAAAAUCAGUACCAAGGAAAAGUCUGCAAGAAUCGCCAGGUUUGCGUUCGACUUUGCACAAAAGAACGGCAGGCACUCCGUCUGCGCUGUUCACAAAGCCAACAUUAUGAAACUGGGUGAUGGUUUGUUUAGAAACACCGUCACCGAGAUUGGUGCUAAGGAGUAUCCAGAUAUCAAGACCUCUUCGAUCAUCGUCGACAACGCCUCUAUGCAGGCAGUGGCUAAACCACAUCAAUUCGAUGUCAUGGUCACUCCAUCUAUGUACGGUACCAUUUUGGGUAAUAUAGGUGCCGCUCUGAUCGGUGGCCCAGGUUUGGUUGCUGGUGCCAACUUCAGUAGAGAAUAUGCGGUCUUCGAACCAGGUUCCAGGCACGUCGGUCUAGAUAUCAAGGGUCAAAACAUUGCCAAUCCAACAGGUAUGAUUCUCUCAGCCACUUUGAUGCUAGAACAUUUAGGUCUAAAGGAAUCUGCAAACAGAAUCUCUAAUGCCGUUAAACAAGUCAUUGCUGAAGGUAAGCAUACUACUAAGGAUAUAGGCGGUAAGUCCACCACCACUGAAUUCACCGAUGCAAUUAUUAACAAACUAGCCAACACCCCAUUGUAA
This is a messenger RNA of Arxiozyma heterogenica, 1086 nucleotides long. It is a transcript of the gene IDH1, whose product is annotated as isocitrate dehydrogenase (NAD(+)) IDH1. The record is from RefSeq and is a predicted model, not a curated record. Gene Ontology annotation, biological process: isocitrate metabolic process; tricarboxylic acid cycle. The coding region runs from base 1 to 1086 and encodes 361 amino acids. Gene Ontology annotation, cellular component: mitochondrion. The transcript has a single exon. NCBI's taxonomy places the organism in Eukaryota, Fungi, Ascomycota, Saccharomycetes, Saccharomycetales, Saccharomycetaceae. Gene Ontology annotation, molecular function: magnesium ion binding; NAD binding; isocitrate dehydrogenase (NAD+) activity.